Hypoxylon trugodes is the source of this 2274-nucleotide messenger RNA. RefSeq names its product heterokaryon incompatibility Het-C. The record is from RefSeq and is a predicted model, not a curated record. The transcript is spliced from 2 exons. The coding region runs from base 1 to 2274 and encodes 757 amino acids. NCBI's taxonomy places the organism in Eukaryota, Fungi, Ascomycota, Sordariomycetes, Xylariales, Hypoxylaceae.
AUGGCUUUUCGAUUCGGCUUCGGCUUCGGCAGUUAUCUGCUGAUCUUCCUUAUCGUAUUGGUUGUGAUGCCUGGUAAAACUGUUGCUUUCGGUGCUGGUAAUAUUCCUUCUAUCGCUCAAGUUGAAGGUCACAAUUGGCGUCAUGGCGAUAUUGAAGAUAUGCUCAAAACCAUCGCAUUCCUUCAUGGAAAGAAGUGGACUACUUUAAUGGUUCAACGUACUUAUUUCGGAAAUUGGCUUCGAGAUUAUUCCCAAGCUUUAGAUGUUGGUAGUCUCAAGGGUGUUAAUGCCGCCACCAUUCGUAUCCUCGUUUGGAUUCUUUCCUUUCUUGCCAAUGGAUAUGCUACCGAAGAAUUCGAAGUUACCGAAGAACGUCUUGGUGUUUAUAGACCAGAGGAACACAUAGAUAAUCCUUUGGGUUAUGCCGACGGUUUAGAUGCUAGAACGUUCGAUAAACGACUUCGAGGUCCUGUCCAACCUAUCGAAACCGAAAUUGAUAUGCGUACCGGUAUGAAGAAUUACAUAGCUAACGAACAUGGAAACUGGGCUACUAGUGCCGGUUACCUUCGAUUUAGUAUCGGUAGGAGCGUACAUUUUGGUAGAUUAUAUUGUCAUGGUUCCCACGGAAAAGGAAAGGAAGAAGAUCUUUGCGAAGCUUUACGAUGUUUAGGUCAAGCUUUACACUGCAUGGAGGAUUUUAGCGCUCAUAGCAACUAUUGCGAACUUGCUUUACGAGAGCUUGGGUAUCAUCAAGUUUUUCCUCAUUGCGGAUCCGGUUCGGAAAUUACCUUACAUGGUAAACGAGUAUUUCCUCUCGUAACCGGUACCUUUGGUGGUGUCGACUUUUUACAUUCCGUUCUAGGUGAAGCCAACGAUCAUUUUACACAAUCCGAAGUUGACGAACUGGAUGUCGCCUUGAAGAAUUCCGAACAAGGUGCUAGUUCGUCGGGUGGUACUUCAAGAGGAUUUGGUGGUGGGUUCGGUGGUGGUACAGGUGAUUUCAUCUCCCUUGUAAGCCAACUUCCUGGAAUCGGAGGAGGAAUGGCUUCUGAAGCGCGCGAUUUAAAACGUAUGGCCGAAGAUCAAGAGAGAAGAAACGAACAAGAUUCGUACUACGGUACACGAGCAACAACCAAUUCCAACCCCAACAUCGUACCAGGUAUGAGCGAAAGUUUCGAUCCCGUCAAAGUAUCCAAACAAAUAUAUCCCAUAUUGGAAUUCCGAGACAAGAUUGUCAAAUCGAUCAAUAGAGGUAUAGCGAAGAUACCUGGUUUGGAAAAGCUCUUGGAGCAUAUUAGUGAGACCUUGACAGCUUUCGUCCUAGGUCUAUUAGCUCCAUUCAUUCGACCUAUCAUCAAUGCCAUAACCAAAGCAUUAAAGGAUGGUUCCUCCGAAGUUAUCAAUUCUAGUGCAAACUCGCAAUUAGAACCAUGGAAAAAUCCUAGAUGUACCGAUCCGACACAUUCUAUGCUUUCCAAGGAUCAUUUCACCAAUGUUCUAAACUCAUGCGCUGGAAGAAUUGCCUCUACAAUUCUUCAAUAUGUAGUACCACGAGUUCUCUACGCUUGGGAUAAUCCCGGUGUUCCUGUCGACGAAGUAGUUAAUGAUGUACUACGUGCCUUUCAUCAUCCCGCCCUUCGUGAUGACCAUGUCGAAAUUCAACGAGAAAUGUUUCAAACCGUACGAAAAUGGGCCGACGAAUAUCCUCGACGUCACGAAAUUAACCAUAUUCUUGGUUCCGAAUCUGUUCGAACGGGUAAAAAUCAUAUUCAAUCCGGACAGAAAGGUCAUUCACAUGGUGGUGGUAUUUUUGAUGGUGGUCUUGAAAAACUUGGUCAUGGAAAACCUAGUGGAUCACUUUGGUCUCAAUGUGCUACAAGAGAUCUAAAUGCUAUGGGAGCAGGUGAAAGUCUUCGCCCAGAAUCUGGUUAUGGAUCAAGCCGACCUACGUCUUCCCAUUCUCAAGGACGUCUAACAUCCAAUCCAGGUUAUACAAGUCCAGGUUAUGGAUAUACACCACAUCAACCUCCCCAACCUUUACAACAAGGGGAUGGAUUUUCACCUUAUCCUAGUUAUGGUGGUGCAUCUACUCAACAUCCAUCUUAUAAUCAGCCAGGUUUUCCUCAACAAGGAUAUGGGACUUCACAAGGAGAGGCAGCAUCUUAUUAUAAUGCAUCACGACCAUCUCAAGGGUAUCCUAAUCAAGGAUAUGGUGGGCCACCUCAGCAAGAAUAUCCACCUUAUGGGAAUCAAUGGGGAGGUGGAUAUCGUUAA